Messenger RNA from Sorghum bicolor (sorghum), 1669 nucleotides. RefSeq names its product GDSL esterase/lipase At1g29670. The transcript is spliced from 4 exons. Lineage: Eukaryota; Viridiplantae; Streptophyta; Magnoliopsida; Poales; Poaceae. Gene Ontology annotation, molecular function: hydrolase activity, acting on ester bonds. The record is from RefSeq and is a predicted model, not a curated record. Bases 76 to 1389 code for a protein of 437 amino acids.
UAGAGCAGCUACCUCAGGGACCUCACCGACAUAAUAAGUACGUACACAGUAGCAGCUUACCUUGUCAGUCCAUCCAUGGAGAAUAUCGUCUACCUCUUGACCAUCAUGUCCUUAUCCAUGGCGCUGCUAGUGCCACUCCACCACGGACAGUGCGAAGCAGCAGCUAGAGCUGCUGCUGCUGCUGCCACAAGCUGCCAUCAUGCCGGCACCGGAGCUGCUGCAUCUGCAUCAGCAUCAUCAUCCACAGCAGCGUGCAGCAGGAGCUGCGUCGGCGGCAAGGCGCCGCGGAAACAAAAGCAGCAGCAGCCGCAGGUGGAGGGCAUGUUCGUGUUCGGGAGCUCGCUGGUGGACAGCGGCAACAACAACUUCCUCAACGGCUCCGGCGUGCGCGCCGACUACCUCCCCUACGGCGUGGACUUCCCGCUCGGCCCCUCGGGCCGCUUCUCCAACGGCCGCAACGUCAUCGACGCGCUCGGCGAGCUCCUCGGCCUCCCGGGGCUUGUCCCGCCCUUCGCCGACCCGCGCACCCGCCGUGCCCGCGCCCGCGCCGCCCUGCUGCGCGGCGUCAACUUCGCCUCCGGCGGCUCCGGCAUCCUCGACCACACCGGCCAGGGCGAGGUGGUGAGCCUACGGCAGCAGAUCAGCAACUUUGAGUCGGUGACCCUUCCUGACCUGCGGGCCCAGCUGCGGGGCCCAGCUGCGGCCGCCAACCACGGCCGGAUCAAGGGCCAGGAUUCCUUCCACGAGUGCUACCUCUCCAAAUGCCUCUUCGUCAUCGGCACCGGCGGCAACGACUACCUGCUCAACUACUUCAACCCCAGGAAGAACGACGGCACCGAGGGUGGGCCGCCGCCAUUGUCAGAGUUCACCACGUCUCUCAUCACCAAGCUCUCGGACCAUCUUCAGAGUCUGUACGGUCUUGGCGCACGGAAGUUUGUGAUCUUCUCGAUCCAGCCGACCGGGUGCACCCCCGUGGUCCGGGCGUUCCUCAACAUCACCGGCGCCGCCUGCAUCGAGCCGGUGAACGACGCGGUGGCGCUCUUCAACUCCGAGCUCAGGCGGCUGGUCGACGGCGCCAGGCCGCCGCGCAUGCCCGCCGCCAGGUUCGCCUACAUCGACUCGUACAAGAUCAUCAGGGACAUGCUGGACCACCCCGCCAAACAUGGCGUACGGGAGACGGGCAGAGCCUGCUGCAAGAUGUCGAGGAGGUCGUCGGGCGUGCUGUGCAAGAAGCAGGGGCCCGUGUGCAGGGACCGGACGGAGUACGUCUUCUUCGACGGGCUGCACCCGACGGACGCCGUCAACGCCAGGAUCGCGCGCAAGGGCUACGGCUCCAGCUCGCCCGACCACGCCUACCCCAUCAACGUCAAGAAGCUAGCCAUGCUCUAGCUUGCCUUCUAGCUAGUUCUCUAGUAAUGAUGAUCGCUAAGAGUACUAAAUUACUGCUAGUUCUAGUAGUAAUUCUCAGCUAAGUAUAAUUAGUCUAAGCCAUCCAUGCAUCUUUGCUAGGUUAAGUGUUUUUAUCUACUACUACAAGAAGUUAGCAGUAUUAGCUCUGGACUACUAGAAGAGUUAGAACUCGGGUCCAGCUCUAGGCAACUGCUCCCGGUGAUCUUCUGUACUGUACAAAGGCUUUGUAUGUUGAACCAGUUUCAUUAUUUUGAUAGAA